UAUUGAUCGAUAGGAAAAAGAGAAGAAAGGGUAGAGACGUUGGGACAGUUGGUGGCGCGUGUAACGGUAAACAAAAAAUUGAACCGAGCGUAACCGUCAUCAACGUCUGCAAACCCCGCUCUUCAACAACCAUUCACCGCCAACACCUUUCGCAGCGAAACCCUAACUCCAUUUGCUCAAUACGUUUCUUUCCGCUUCAACAAUCCCCUUCUCUGGUUCCCUCAAACACCGCGGAUUGAUGACAAUCGACCCUACGUUAUGAAGGAGAGAAGGUUGUUGAUUGUUUCUCACCAAAUCCCUCCACCAUCUCUGACCACGCACUUCUCUUCGCCGGCCAACCUAGAUGCCACCUUUUCCGGCGACGGAGUUCCUUUCGAAACGCUCAACCUCAACAUCGUCAGAUUGGACGCUUCUUACUUCCGUGUUGAAGUCGCAAAUGCAGCAACUGUUGCGGAUCUCAAGCAGGCAGUGGAGGCUGUUUUCUAUCACAUGCCUCGGAAGGGACCGGGAAAAAUAUUAUGGCCACUUGUUUGGCGGCAAUUUUGCUUAUGCUAUCAAGGACAAAAAUUAGUUUCAGAAACGGAUUAUAUUACAGAUUAUGGCAUCAAGGACGGUGACCAGCUUCAUUUCGUGCGCCAUGUAUCUGACACUUGCAGUUUUGAGAGAAAGCAGCGGAAGAAGCGCAUUAUCAAUUUGAAACAACACAGGAGGUCAUCGUCACAAGAGAAUAUAUAUCAAGAGAAAGAACAUAAAGACGACGACAUUGGUUUGGAUGAUAUAGUCAUAGAGAAUGGGAAGAUCCAGCAUAGCAAUGCAGAAGAAAAUCGAGGAGGAAAGAGUAGGUUAGCUGGCUUUUGGGGAGGAUUGUUCUCUCAUAGCCGGCUGGCAGUUAUGAGAAGAGCUAGAAUUGAGGGCAGGAUUUGUUGCUCGAUGAUUGCUAGAUGUGUAGUGAGCAGUUUUAGAAAAAUUAGAAGAAUUUUAUUACGCUAUUGCUGGAGGCAGCAUUACCCUCGGCGACCCACUUGGAGAGAAUAUUGAUAGAGUUUUCAUUUUAAUGAUUUUAAGUUUUUAACCUCUUCUUUAUACACGAUGUAAAUAAAAAGAAUUUUUCAACCGUACGUGCCUUGGCUCUUUUAGUGACAGAGACAAAAAUAAGUUUGCUGAGCGAAGCACUCUGACUCGUACCAUAUUGCAGUUGGAGUUUCCUCAUAUUCCUGUACAGAUGCCUUGGGAACUGUAGUUGAGUUCAUCAUGCAAAGUCUGUCAGCCAUGGCAAGACUUUAUGUUACUUAGUUGCUGCAGUUGGGGUCACAACAUAUACCUGCAAUGGAAAGCUUUUUUAGUUGGUUUAAUAUGUUACGAUUUUCCCCCACCUCUCUUUUAUCACCCAAAAUUGUGAUAAAGCAGAAAGACAUUAAAAUUAUAGGUUUGUUUAAUUCGAUUGCAGCUUUGAUUUUUAUUGUGACAUUGUUACACUUGAGUGCUUGUAAAAAUUUAUAAUGCUACGUUAUUUUUAUAUUUAAACUAGUCAGUCCACAUUUUUGGUCUUAUUUGUAAUAGACUGCAC
This is a messenger RNA of Cajanus cajan (pigeon pea), 1567 nucleotides long. RefSeq names its product Ubiquitin-like superfamily protein. The record is from RefSeq and is a predicted model, not a curated record. NCBI's taxonomy places the organism in Eukaryota, Viridiplantae, Streptophyta, Magnoliopsida, Fabales, Fabaceae. Gene Ontology annotation, biological process: mRNA splicing, via spliceosome.